This is a messenger RNA of Aspergillus neoniger CBS 115656, 415 nucleotides long. RefSeq lists its product as uncharacterized. Bases 84 to 317 code for a protein of 77 amino acids. The transcript has a single exon. NCBI's taxonomy places the organism in Eukaryota, Fungi, Ascomycota, Eurotiomycetes, Eurotiales, Aspergillaceae. The record is from RefSeq and is a predicted model, not a curated record.
CCAGCACUCUCCUAUUUCACCUGGGGUCGUAGUGCGCGUCCUAAAAGAGAGCCAAGCAUUGAGUGUCACGCAUGGAAUAAUGUAUGCAUUCUGUAAUCGCGCGGUGGUUAUUGACAUUGACCCUGGUCAACUGGGCGCUAACCAAUCCGCCUUGGAAAAAGGUAAACUUCAAGAAUAGUGCGGUAGAUGACGAAGCGAGCGGGUCCGAGUGGCUGUCAGCGGCGGCACUUAUCGCUCGUCACUUUCCAGUCGUCACAACUCGGGCAGGCCAUUCGCAGGAUAUCGUCCGCCACAGAUCAGAUAAUUCCCCCGGAUAAAGACACUUUGAGUUUCCUUGCUUUUGCCAAUCAUCACAGCCGAAGCGUUGUCUUGGCCUCACGCGGGCAACCUCCGUACUAUUGAAGUUCAGACACCG